AUGCUGCACACAGACUGCUGUCCACAGAUCGCCGUCCACAGACCGCCGUCUACAGACCGCCGUCCACAGACCGCCGUCCACAGAUCGCCGUCCACAGACCGCCGUCCACAGACCGCCGUCCAAAGACCGCCAUCCAAAGACCGCCAUCCAAAGACCGCCAUCCAAAGACCGCCAUCCAAAGACUGCAAUCCACAAAGGAAGCUUUGCCGGUUUUUUAGACUCAUAAGAUGGAAUCUCGUUGAACCUCUGACUGUGGCGUCCUGUGGCAGACUGUGGCUGAUCCAAAUCUCAAAGAUACGUGUCAGAAGCCAAAGCACAGUUCAGGACCAGCAGAACGUUCUCUCGCCAGAGUCAGAGGUGGGGAGGCCAGAGAGGACGGGUGAGUGA
Knipowitschia caucasica is the source of this 387-nucleotide messenger RNA. The record is from the annotation of a GenBank genome assembly. Lineage: Eukaryota; Metazoa; Chordata; Actinopteri; Gobiiformes; Gobiidae.